CGUGUACCCGAGCGUUUCCAGGCGACAAGUCGCGUCCGGGGAAUCUAGAGUCACGUGACUUGACGGGCACCUAUGACGCAGCGGUCAUUACCAUAGCAACCAAGCCUCCUUCUGCCGAGCGACGAUAACGGACCCGCCCCUCCCAUCAUGUAUCGGAAGGACAGGAGCAUCCAGAUGAAGAGCAGCGCCUCCGCCCUGUACAAUAACCUCAGUGUGCUGCCCAUCACCGACAAGAGCCUCACCUAUCUCGCCGUGGUGCACGCCAAUACCGUCAACAUGGUGAGCGCCUCCGCCGACAGCCUCAACGUCUCCCACCGCCAGCUGCAGUCCAAGGAGGGGAGCGUGGCCCUCAGCUCCUCCCUCAUCACACAGGCAUCCUGGUGCGUUCUGCCGUCCCGGGUUCUGCUGGUUCUGACCUCACAGAAGGGAAUCCAGAUGUACGAGUCUGACGGCUCUAUCAUGGUGUACUGGCACGCCCUGGAUGCGCUGGAGGCUCCGCAGGCUCAAGCCGUGUUCGCUCGUGGCAUCGCCCCCGCUGGAGGACGCUACGUCUGUGUGGGGACAUCCUCUGGCCUCGUCCUCGUGUUCGACAUCCCCCCGAAAGGCACCAACAUUACACUGGCCGAAGUCCUAGCCGAGCACAGGGAGCCCAUUACUGACAUCGCCUGUGAGACCUGUGAGGGAGAGGAUCGGGGUGCUGACCUGGUGACGGCUGAUGAUUCCGGGGUGCUUUGUGUCUGGAAGGCUGGGGAUGAUUUCCGUCUCGUGACGAAGAUCUCUGCGUAUGGGGUCACCUGCUCCUCGGUGAAGCUGUGGGACGGGGUGAUUGCUGCGGCCUACGGGACGGGGCAGAUCCGGCUGUACGACGCCAGCACUGGAGCCAUAAGUGCUGAGCUGGACUCCCACGCCAGGUGGAUCUACACGCUGGACAUCGCCCCCGAGACCGGACGGCUGCUCUCGGGGGCGGAGGACUCCUUCGUUCAGAUCUGGCAGCUGAGUCGUUGUGAGGAGUCGGGGCUCAUAGAGGUGGAGCACCGGCACUCGGAGUGCGUGACUGAUACCCAGAUCUGUGGGGCGCGCUUCUGUGACCCCCAGGGCUCGUCCUUCGCUGUGACUGGCUAUGACCUGAAUGAGAUCAUCAGAUACGUGCAGUUAUAGGAGCGGAGGAGACCUGGAGCACCCCGAUAUCAUCAGGUCCCCCCCAACACUGCCCCAAAGACUGCAGAGUCCCAGGUAGAGGACUCUGUGGAUGUACAGAGCUCACAGCCCUUCACCCCGCUAUAAUCUGCCCCUCCAUAGUUAUAACGUUAUAUAUCAUUAUUGUAUAUAUCGCCCCCCCACACACACUGUGCUGUAAAUAUACUAUACGGGGAAAGUAUUG
Messenger RNA from Bufo bufo (common toad), 1381 nucleotides. It is a transcript of the gene WDR54, whose product is annotated as WD repeat domain 54. Gene Ontology annotation, cellular component: centriole; ciliary basal body. Gene Ontology annotation, molecular function: protein binding. The record is from RefSeq and is a predicted model, not a curated record. Gene Ontology annotation, biological process: cilium assembly. The transcript has 10 exons. NCBI's taxonomy places the organism in Eukaryota, Metazoa, Chordata, Amphibia, Anura, Bufonidae. The coding region runs from base 148 to 1158 and encodes 336 amino acids.